Messenger RNA from Zygosaccharomyces rouxii, 504 nucleotides. It is a transcript of the gene IST3, whose product is annotated as U2 snRNP complex subunit IST3. Lineage: Eukaryota; Fungi; Ascomycota; Saccharomycetes; Saccharomycetales; Saccharomycetaceae. Gene Ontology annotation, cellular component: catalytic step 2 spliceosome; U2 snRNP; precatalytic spliceosome. Gene Ontology annotation, biological process: mRNA splicing, via spliceosome. Bases 1 to 504 code for a protein of 167 amino acids. Gene Ontology annotation, molecular function: RNA binding. The record is from RefSeq and is a predicted model, not a curated record. The transcript has a single exon.
AUGAACCAAAUAAAAGCUAUUGAAAGGAUCAAUGAGGCGGAAUUGUCACAGGGAAUCUUGACUCAUGAACAAUCUUGGCACUACGAGUAUAGAAACCAAGCUUACAUCUUUAUAGGAGGACUCCACAAAGAGCUUACAGAGGCAGAUGUACUUACAGUCUUCUCACAGUAUGGGGUUCCGGUGGACUUAAAACUGGUUAGGGAUAGAGAGAAUGGUGAAUCAAGAGGAUUUGCAUACUUAAAAUACGAAGAUCAGAGAUCAACUGUUCUUGCAGUGGACAAUUUGAACGGUGCUAUUGUUGCCGGUAGACGCAUAAGAGUUGACCAUGCUCUCUAUGAACCCAGGGACGACGACUGGGAUUAUAGGGAAGCUGUAAGGGAAGAAUUGGAUAAGGAUAAAGUAUUAGUUCCAGGUGAGAGACAGCUACCGUCUCGAGAAGAUGACAAGAACCAUCGGGAUCAAAGCCAAGAAGAUGAUGAACUAGCAGAUCCUAUGGGUAGUUGA